This is a messenger RNA of Morone saxatilis (striped sea-bass), 2630 nucleotides long. RefSeq names its product 26S proteasome non-ATPase regulatory subunit 11A. Gene Ontology annotation, biological process: ubiquitin-dependent protein catabolic process. Gene Ontology annotation, cellular component: proteasome regulatory particle, lid subcomplex. NCBI's taxonomy places the organism in Eukaryota, Metazoa, Chordata, Actinopteri, Moronidae. Gene Ontology annotation, molecular function: protein binding; structural molecule activity. The record is from RefSeq and is a predicted model, not a curated record.
UAGUUUUUGGAAGUGCCUGCACUUCGAGGGCAGAGCUCGCUGUCGCCGGUAGGGGGCAGCAUUGUUCCGAGUCUGUGAACGACCUGACCGGAAAACAAGCAGGCAGAGCGGAGCGGAGGCAGGCAGAGGAAAGAUGGCAGCCGCGGCAGUGGCUGAGUUUCAGAGAGCACAGUCUCUUGUUGGAACAGACCGGAAUGCCUCUAUCGAUAUCUUACAUUCAAUAGUGAAGCGGGACAUCCAGGAGAGUGAUGAAGAGGCGGUGCGUGUUAAAGAGCAGAGCAUCCUGGAGCUGGGUGGGCUGCUGGCCAAGACCGGACAGGCUGCAGAGCUUGGGGGUCUGCUGAAGUAUGUACGCCCCUUCCUCAACUCCAUCUCCAAGGCCAAGGCAGCCCGGCUGGUCCGCUCCCUGCUGGACCUCUUCCUGGACAUGGAAGCAGCCACAGGUCAGGAGGUAGAGCUGUGUCUGGAGUGCAUAGAGUGGGCCAAGGCUGAGAAGAGGACCUUCCUCAGACAGGCGCUAGAGGCUCGUCUCAUCUCGCUGUAUUUCGACACAAAGUGCUACCACGAGGCACUACAACUUGGCUCCCAGUUGCUGCAGGAGCUGAAGAAGAUGGACGACAAGGCCCUGCUAGUGGAGGUUCAGCUGCUGGAGAGUAAGACCUACCAUGGGCUCAGUAACCUGCCCAAGGCCCGUGCCGCCCUUACAUCUGCCAGGACAACCGCCAACGCCAUCUACUGCCCCCCGAAACUACAAGCAGCUUUAGACAUGCAGUCAGGGAUCAUUCAUGCAGCGGAGGAGAAAGACUGGAAGACGGCUUACUCCUACUUCUACGAGGCCUUUGAGGGCUACGACUCAAUUGACAGCCCCCGAGCCAUCACAGCCCUCAAGUACAUGCUGCUCUGCAAAAUCAUGCUCAACGCGCCAGAGGAUGUCCAGGCCCUCAUCAGUGGGAAGCUAGCUCUGCGAUACGCUGGCAGACAGACAGACUCACUGAAAUGUGUGGCACAAGCCAGCAAGAAUCGGUCGCUGGCAGACUUUGAAAAGGCGCUAACAGAGUACAAAGCAGAGCUGAGGGAUGACCCCAUCAUCAGCACCCAUCUGACCAAGCUGUAUGACAACCUGCUGGAGCAGAACCUCAUCAGGGUCAUCGAACCUUUCUCCAGGGUCCAGAUAGCACACAUUUCCUCCCUCAUCAAACUCCCCAAGGGAUUUUGGACCAGGGUGAAGGCGUGCUGAUCGUGUUCAACGAGCCGGUGGUGGACAAGACGUACGAGGCGGCCCUGGAGACCAUUCAGAACAUGAGCAAAGUGGUGGACUCGCUCUACAACAAAGCCAAGAAGCUAACAUAAGAGAGAGCGAAACCAUCGGUCCUCCUGUCUGGAGUGACGCGGGCCAGUCAGACCUCCGUUGAUCACUUCAACCCGGGAGGGACGAGGGGAGGAGGACGAGGAGAUCACAAACCCUCUUAACAACCCAGCAAGCAAACAAACCAGCUGACCAUCCGAAGACGACCCAACAGAUUAACAAACUGACUGACAGGGUGGACACGCCGCUCCUCCUGGUCCUCCCUCAGCCCUCUGCUCUCCCUCCCCCCACUGUCUCUUCCUUCCAAUCUGACUGGGGUUGAUCUGACACAACGUGCUCCUCCCUAUGGACAAAUCCAGGCACUGUGCCCCUCUUCUCUUCUCCAACCACUAAGUUUCUACUGUAUGUAAAAUCGGACAAGCCUCCCUCCCCCCACACACUUUUUUCCCUCUGUUUCUCUCUGCACUGGCCAUCAGGGAAUCUUGUAAUAUAACAAUAAAAAAUACAUAUACAGUACUUAUAAAUACAUGUAUUAUAUAAAAAAAAAACAUGCUUGGUCUGUUCUCAGAGUGUAACCGGGGGUAAACGUGGGUAGGUCGGUCCUCUCUCCCACUGGAUUCUACCCGUUCUGUAACUGUUCAAUUCGCCAACCAGCCCCCAAACUGAAUGUUGGAGAAUUUUAGAUUUUUGAAAGAAUUUUUGAAAAGUUGCCCCGCAGUUAACUAGUUCGCCUGAAGAAUGGUUUUGAAAACAGAGGCUGUCAGAACAACCACCCUCCCUUCCCCCCCUCACACCCUUACCACGACCUUUGCACCCUCACCCGUUUCACCCCGAGGGGGUCUCACUCACUCACAAGGCAUUCUGGGAUUCGUGGACCAUACAGGGAAUUUGCUCUUCUGUCCACUCGGGACCAUGCCACAAGGAGAGGAGGACAUUCAUCAACACAGGGGGGUCUCCUUCAGCCCCCUUCCUCCGCCCCUGCACUUGUACUUCCUGUUUGUAUAUAACAUUGCCAAGCGCCUCUGUUCCUCCAAGGCCCGAUGUAUUCACACUGUCCCCUUUUUUUUAUAAUGCGUAAGAACUGAAUAAACCUCGCCACCGAGAGCUCGGUCAGUCACACAAAGUGCUUUUGAUGCUCGACAGGUGACUGGAGAGGGAACUCUGCGUUCUGAGAUGUGACGGUUGGUCGUGCAGGAAAGGGCGGGUUUCGCUGAAGAAAAUCAAGCUGUACAUUUCUGGGAACUUAAUUUUGCAAGGACUCGAGGGUUUACCAUAUAUGACAUAGAGAAAGACAAAUGCUAAUAAAAAAAAAAGAUUAAACCUG